UGUGAAAGAAAGAGGAAAAGACACAGGAUAAGCAGCACGUCUCACGUCAGAGAAAAGUAUCUCACUCACUCACUCACUCCCUCACCCUGACGCCUGUUGGCCAAUUAGCCUGUCAGCUGACAGCAUCUUAUAAGGCUGUCUACGUCUAUCUUGAGCCUGCUUCAUCCACCUUUGGUUUGUCAGGCCUGCUGUGGCUUCGCCAGACAAGCACCCAUUCACACUUAAAUCCAUCCAGAUCCAAACAUGGGAUCAUCAUUAUCCAAACCUGAAUUUGUCACAGUUCUGGGUAAUAAGCAAGUAAAAUGUGGAGAAACCAUGAGUCUUUGCUGUGAGGCAAACACAGAAUAUGUAACGGCAACAUGGACAAAAAAUGGCCAGAAACUGUGUUGUGUUCAAGACAAGCACUUUAUUAAAAACAAUUCAACAAUGUUUUCCUUGAAAAUUGUCAAAGUUGAAGAGGCUGAUCAUGGGGAAUACACCAUAAACCUGAAAAAUAAAAAGGGUGAGAUUUCAUGCUCUGCCCAUGUCACAGUUGAACUCAAGAAGUGGAGGUAUGUGGAUUUCAAUCAAGAGAGAUUGUUGAACAAUCUCAAGGCAUUUCGAAUAGUCUCAGAAGUCCCAGAACUCCACUUCCUGCUCUAUGGAUUAGUUGGAGCAGGAAAGUCCAGCACCAUAAACACCAUCAGAACCAUUUUUAAAGGACGUCAAUUGAUUGAGUGUCUGGCUGCUGCACUGUCUGGCGAGAGUCAGACUAAAAAUUUUUACAGAUUUGAAGUUCCAAAAGAAAAAGGAUCUUUUCCUUUUGCCUUCUAUGACAUAAUGGGCCUGCAAGCAAAUGGCGGUGUGCACACGGAUGAUAUCAUCAGUGCUGUAAAAGGUCACAUGAAAGCUGGUUACGAGUGUAACGUCAGAGACCCGUUAUCUGAUGACAGCACAUAUUACCUCAAAAAUCCUACCCUAAGUGAUCGGAUGCACUGUCUGCUGUGCAUUGUAGCAGCAGACACAAUUGGAUUAAUUGGAAAUGAUGUCCUUCACAAAUUUCAGACUGUCAGCAAAGCAGCACGCAACAUAGGAGUCCCUCAAGUAGUUUUGAUGACAAAAGUAAACAAUGCCUGUGUAAUGACAAAGGAUAAUUUGCACAACAUCUACAAAAGCAAGAAGAUCAAGGCUAAAGAGAAGUCAUCAGUUCUAGAGAUAAUUCAACUCAGCAGCCAAACAAAUACAAACCUCCCUUCAGUGCUCCUUCAGAAGCCCUUUCAACCAACUUCAUGGAUGCACAUUGCCAAGGCAAUGACACUAACAAAAAAGAUUGUUUUUGUUCAAAAAAAAAAAAAACAGCUGAACAAAAAAGAAAUUUCUCUUUCACAUAGCUGAAGGAAAACAAAUAAACAUCAUCAAACAAAUGGCAUGCAAGCACACAAACAUAUCAAUAGCAUUUCUGGUAUUGUGCACAAUAUCACAAAACCUGAUAAUAUUAUAAAGUUUUACUGUCUUUGCUAUUUACACCUCAUUUCUCAAUGUCAAAUGGCAAUGACCUGAUACAUUUAAGAACUUUCAACAUGGUAUGUGAUGUUAUAGUUGGAAUCUAAAUGUUCUACUGGUGGAGCCAAUGUUCUGGUUUAGUUAAAAUAAUGUUUAAAUUGUGUUUGCAUGUAUAAUAGGUAUAGACUUUCAAUGAUAUGAAUAGUUGGUUUAACUGUCUGUUUUAUGCUGAUGUGAUUAAUUUAUAACACCAAAACAUGUUAUGUUAACUAUAUUUAAUAGUUAUUCCACAAAAUCGAGUCAUAUGCACCUUGUCAGCUACAGUAUAAGCCAUGUACAAUGAGAUUGAGUGGAAUAACUGUUUUAUUAUAUCCACAUUCACUGGAUUUUCAGAAACAGCAUUUUUAUGUUUAUUUUUUGCAAAAUUGAUAAAUAAAAACUUUAUACAAAA
Neoarius graeffei (lesser salmon catfish) is the source of this 1933-nucleotide messenger RNA. Its product is annotated as interferon-induced protein 44-like. The record is from RefSeq and is a predicted model, not a curated record. Bases 244 to 1374 code for a protein of 376 amino acids. The transcript is spliced from 10 exons. Lineage: Eukaryota; Metazoa; Chordata; Actinopteri; Siluriformes; Ariidae.